UCCAACACCAUAAACGCGAAGAGGCUGCUUCUCCUUCGCGGGACUUGGGGCAGAGACUCGAAAUAAGAGGCACUUGAGAACAAGGCUCGGCUCGGCUCGGCUUAGAUCGGCUCUGAUCGGGUCGGCUCGGACACGUACGGCGGAGUCAAGGGGAACUCCUGGUGAGCCGAAAGUCUGGAAUUCAGACCUGUCAUACUUCGAAAUGAGAUGGAAGUUUGUUGGAGAGCCACUAUACCCAGCGCUUUUUGCGAAGAGGAAAACGUGAACGGGAUUUAAUUACAAAGAUUUAUGAAACUUAUUUCAGCGAAAUAAACGGUCAGCGUCAACCCAGCCAUGACAGCACAUCAGGGAGUUGCCAGCUACUGUCUUUUCUCCAACAUGCUCCUGCUGCUGUUCCCCCCUGCAGUGCCAUUCCGAGGGCCCCCCGAUCCACACCGAGCCCACCUCCCAUCCCUGGUGACCCACACCCCCCAAUCUCUGUCCCGCUCUCGCUUCAGUGCUCAGGCCCAGCUGGAUUUCAGCACCCACUGCACCGCCAGCUGCUACCACAAGGAGUUCAGGCCAGAGGUACUGACUGAGCAGCUUGCGUUUGAGACACUGUAUUCCGAUGGCUCCCGCACGCUGACCACCAUUGACCUAGAGGUCAGGGAUGGGGAUGAAGUUAAUCAGAGCACUGCAGUUCAGCCUCCCACCACAAGGGGCAACCAAAUCUUUGCCACUCGGCGCCAGAGGCGGAAGCGGCAGAUCUAUGGUGCCGAUGGCCGCUUCAACAUCCGUGGCGACCACUUCCUGCUGGAUUACCCCUUCUCCACAGCGGUGCGCAUCUCGACGGGGUGCACGGGUGUCCUGGUGUCCCAGCGACACGUGCUCACUGCCGCCCACUGUGUGCAUGAUGGGAAGGAUUAUGUGAAAGGGGCCCGCAAGCUGAGAGUGGGCUUCCUGGUGCCGCCACCUGCCAACAGCAGCCGCCCCGGGAAGCCCCUGGUGCGCUGGGUACGGGUUCGACGGACCCGGGUCCCCAAGGGCUGGAUUCAAGGGCCACAGGAUGCCAGCAUGGAUUUCGACUAUGCCUUGCUGGAGCUGCGUUGGCCUCACCGCCGUCCCUUCAUGCGCUUGUCGGUGGCGCCAUCCUCCAAGAACCUGGCAGGCCGCCGGAUCCACUUCUCCGGGUUCGACAGCGACCGACCAGGGGAGCUGGUGUACCGCUUCUGUCCCGUGGAGGACGAGUCAAACGACUUGAUCUACCAGCACUGUGACGCCCGGCCAGGGGCCAGUGGCUCAGGGGUGUACGGCCGGGUGUGGGAUCGCGUCCUGGAGCGCUGGGAGCGUAAGGUCAUCGGCGUCUUCUCCGGCCACCAGUGGCUGGAGAUCGAUGGCGAAAAUCGCGAUUUCAAUGUGGCCGUGCGCUUCACCCCGCUGAAAUUCGCCCAAAUUUGCUACUGGGUGCAUGGUAAUCACGUGGACUGCAGUCAGGACUGAAUUGGAUGUGGUGGGAGGGGGGCACUGGAUUCAGAAAGUAGAGUUUAUAUGGGGGGGGGGGGUGGUUGAAAUGGAAUGCCACACUGCAGCUUAACUGUGGGCCCGAAAGGUAGAAUUUGCAGUGAGCUUUUUUGAAAGCCAGAAUGAACUAGAUUAAGAAGCUAUGUGACCACAAGGUUUGGAUCAAAUCAGGCAUCAUUGCUGAAGUGGAAAAAUGUAUUCUGAAACUGAAUAAGAGUCAGGAAUGGCUGAAUGUGGGGUUUUGACUCUACGCCCCAGUUUUUUCUGUUUUUCUCGCCGUAACUCCAUGCUCAAAUGGACUGGCCUGCCAGCUGCAUUUUGGCAGAAGCACUUUUUUUUCCUGUUUACGGGAAGCCUUCCUCCCUGGAUCCUGGACAUCCACCUUUCUCCACAUCGGAGCCACAGUGCCACUCAGACACGGUCUCUCUCGCCAAUCGCCUGGGGUGUACAAAGAGCCGGUCACAUUCAUUGCAUCCUGUGCUACGAGGCCUUUUCUUGAUGCGUAAUGUGAAUCUGAGGCGUCUGUAGAUAAACUGAUCAUAAGGGAGAUGGGAGGGGGGGGUGAGUGUGUGUUAGUGUGCGUAAUGCAGUGAGUGUGUGUUUGUGUAUAGCGCUGUGUGUGUGUUUGUGCAUAGUGCAGUGGGUGUGUGUUUCUGCAUAGUGCUGUGUAUGUUUGUGCAUAAUGCAGUGGGUGUGUGUUGGUGCAUUGACAGAAAUCCGGUUUUUAUAUUUUCAAAGUCAGGAUGCUAUUUGGUUUUUAGGAAUGUUUACACGGUGCGAAAACUUGGGUGGCUAAGCAACUGGGACUGGCACAUUUUCCAGGAGGGCCUCUGCUGUUGUACCCAUGAGGAACCUGAAAUGCUUUAGUAAAACAUCCAGCUGUAUAUUAUGCUACAAAAUGCUAAUAUGUAUCACAUUCUCUCCUGCAUUGGAUAAUAAGAUCUGCCAAGCAACUACGUCAUAUAGCAAAGUUAGGGCAUGCAGAAUUUUUUCUAUGUAAACUGCAUAUGAUGCAAGCUUCUCAGAAAUGAUGGUUCCCAUGUGAUCCAAAGAACCACUGGCCCAAACUAGCAAUGAUCCCCUGAGUCAGACUACCUGUGAUCUCCAUGCCGGUGGACUGGCCUACCAGUCACCAACAUGCCUAUGGACUGGUCUGCCUGUGAGCCACAUCCACAGCUCUAUGCGCCUGCAGUCGAUGAGAUGGUCUUCCUGUGAUCCUUACCUAGAUGCUCAUCACAUGCACAAUCCAACCACAUUAGAAUCUCUAACUGAGGAACCACUGACUUUCUCACAAAUGCAAUAACAGCGUCUUGCUUCCAAGCAGGAGUAUUUCAAUUGUUUUAAAAAUGCUUUUCUCUAUUUUAAUAAACUAUAUGAUUGCCUAUUA
Messenger RNA from Paramormyrops kingsleyae, 2887 nucleotides. It is a transcript of the gene prss23, whose product is annotated as serine protease 23. Gene Ontology annotation, biological process: proteolysis. Lineage: Eukaryota; Metazoa; Chordata; Actinopteri; Osteoglossiformes; Mormyridae. The record is from RefSeq and is a predicted model, not a curated record. Gene Ontology annotation, molecular function: serine-type endopeptidase activity.